AUGAAAGCCUUUGAGCUGAUGGGAGGGAUGGUCCUCCUCAUCUCUGUAAUUCCAUCCUGCGCUGGACAAAACCCGGUGACUGUUCUGUGCUCCAUAGACUGGUUCAUGGUCACUGUACACCCCUUCAUGUUAAACAGUGACGUGUAUGUGCACUUCAGUGAGUUACAUUUGGGCCGGGGUUGCCCCGCCAAUCAUGUUCAGCCACAUGCCUGUCAGUUCACCUACCGCGUCAUUGAAUGUGGCAUCAAGGCCAAGGUCAUCUCUCAGAAUAUGGUUAUCUACAGCACUGAGAUGCACUAUGCUUCCAAGGGCACGUCGUCAAAAUACAUGAUCCCAGUGUCAUGUGUGGCUCCCCAGCAUUCACCGUGGCUCACUACGUCCUGCCCUGUGUGUGUAACCAGCAGGAAUGGGGCCACAACCCAAGACGAUGAGACAUCCUGUAAGAUGCUUGAAUUGUCACAGUCCAGCCAAAGGCCCGUCUGUGAUUGUUCACCUUCUGUCUUCAGUGAAGAGGAGGGCACCCAGGCUGAACGUCACCAAACAGUGGCUCAGGAGGCCAACCUUGAGCAGUCACCUUACUUUGUUGAUAUUUCUGAGGAUUGGCCUCUUUGCUCAGAUGAUCUGAUUGAGUCCAUGUAA
Messenger RNA from Orycteropus afer afer, 639 nucleotides. RefSeq names its product placenta enriched 1 (gene PLAC1). The transcript has a single exon. Bases 1 to 639 code for a protein of 212 amino acids. The record is from RefSeq and is a predicted model, not a curated record. Lineage: Eukaryota; Metazoa; Chordata; Mammalia; Tubulidentata; Orycteropodidae.